AUGUCUCUUAACCAAAAUAAAUAUCCUGAGAAUAAUCCUUUUACACUUAAACAAAGCAACACUAAUUAUAAUUACCACAUUAUUAAUGAAGGAUUUUAUCCAUCAAAUAGUAAAAUAUAUUAUACUUCAGCACGUUCUUGUAGUGGAACUAAAUACAAAAUUCCAGAUAAUUAUUUAGUUCAAACUAGCUGGGGCAGAGGAAAAUCAUGGCAUAUAAUAGAGUGUGAAAUUGAAUAUGAUUCGGAUGGGCCAGUUUUUAGGAUUAGGUUUAAUGAAAAUUCUCAAAACUAUGUAAUAGAAUCAAAAGAGUCUUCAACUGCUGUUGCCAAUAAUUAUUUACAAAAAAAAAAUCCUAAUACAAAUGCAAAACUUUCUGGCAUACAUGUAUUUGGUCUUAAUGCUACAGACGUAGACAAAUCUAUGAAGACAAAACGUUCUCGUGGAUUUUCUAUACAAAUCAGUGAAGCAUUUAAAAAUGAAAUUCCUAAAUUUUACAACUUAUUUGAUCGAUCAGUUUUACAAGAAUCAGAAUUUUUUAACGAUUGUACUUUACAAACUUUAAAUCUACCACCAUCUGGACAUCUUAAAGUUUCUCUUCUUUCUAUGAUUUCUCUGAAUCAUUAUGUACCUGACGAACUACAUAUAAUAUUGAGAAUCUGGGAUUGCCUUUGGGAAUUAGUAAUUCAAGAAUUAAAAUCAGAAAAUAGAUUUGAUAAUUAUGUUAGGGCAAUUAUCAAUGUAGAAAUGCAAAGAAUUUCAGUUAUUUUUAAUGAAGAACGAGCUAUAUUAAUUAAUUGUUUGUGGAGAGAUUUUUACACACUUUACAAGCUUAUGAAAGAUCGAGAAACCGAUCCUACUUUUUUCAUAGUUCAGGCAAAAAAAUGGCUUGACUUAUUUCUUACACCUUAUUAA
Molecule: messenger RNA, 912 nt
Organism: Cetraspora pellucida
Lineage: Eukaryota; Fungi; Glomeromycota; Glomeromycetes; Diversisporales; Gigasporaceae
Source: the annotation of a GenBank genome assembly